Lasiosphaeria miniovina is the source of this 1035-nucleotide messenger RNA. RefSeq lists its product as uncharacterized. Bases 1 to 1035 code for a protein of 344 amino acids. The record is from RefSeq and is a predicted model, not a curated record. Lineage: Eukaryota; Fungi; Ascomycota; Sordariomycetes; Sordariales; Lasiosphaeriaceae. The transcript has 2 exons. Gene Ontology annotation, molecular function: oxidoreductase activity, acting on the CH-OH group of donors, NAD or NADP as acceptor.
AUGGCUACACUAAAAAUUUCAAACGCAAUUUCCAGAGCCCCCUUAGGCCCCAGAAGAUUCCACAAUCCCCUACCUCGGCGCUGGCAGCAACCACCACUCAACGGCUCCUCUGGCUCCCUCUUCUCCACAUCCUCGCCACCACAAUCUAGCACAUCCGACACACCACGCAAGCCAUGCCGGCAUCUGCGCGGCAAAGUAGCCAUCGUGACGGGCGCCGGCAGCCAGGGCUCGCACAUUGGCAACGGGCGCGCAACAGCCCUGCUGCUAGCCGAGAACGGCGCAGCGGUCGUGUGCGUCGACAGGCAGCUGCCACUGGCCGAGCGCACCGUGGCCAUGAUCUCCUCCGGCAACAGCACUAGCAACACCGACAGACAACACGCCGCAGCACUGGCCGUCGAAGGCGACGUGACGCGCGAGCAGGACUGCCAGCGCGUGAUCGCCGCGGCGCUGGCAGCGUACGGGCGCGUCGACAUCCUAGUCAACGUGGUCGGCGUGCUGGGGGCGCGCGGGACGGCCGUCGACGUCAACGUCGCGGCGUGGACGGCCGGCCUGCACGCCAACGUCACCAGCAUGAUGCUGAUGGCGCGGUGUGCGAUCCCGGCCAUGCUCGCCAACAAGAACGAUGAUGGCGCGCAGGGGUGCCGCGGCAGUAUUGUCAAUAUUGGUUCUGUCGCUGGGCUGCGCGGCGGUACACCGAACAAUCUCGUGUAUCCGACGAGUAAAGGUGCUGUGGUCAAUAUGACGCGCGCCAUGGCGGCGCACCAUGGGCGAGAUGGGAUUCGGGUUAAUUGCGUGUGUCCGGGGAUGUUGUACACGCCCAUGAUGAUGCACGCGGGCGGUGGUGGCGGGCUGAUGAGCGGCGAGAUGCGCGAGGCGCGCCGCCGCCGCAGCCUGCUGCAGACGGAGGGCAACGCCUGGGACACUGCCAGCGCAGUCCGGUUCUUUGCCGGCGACGAGGCGCGGUGGAUCACGGGCGCCGUGCUGCCCGUCGACGCCGGCGCCACGGCGGCCACGACCGUGUCGAUGGACAGUUGA